AUGACGGAAAAGCCGCUCAGAAUCGUAAUGGUUCGCCAUGGUGAAUCUCAGUGGAAUCAUGGAAAACUUUUUUGCGGCUGGUACAAUUGCCCUCUUACCAAAACUGGCGAAAAUGAAGCGCGACAAGCCGGAAAAGCACUGAAAGAAAAAGGGAUCGAAGUCGAUGCUGCAUUUUCGUCCCUUCUUCUUCGGGCGAAUCAGACUUGCGACUUGAUUCUAGAGGAGCUUGGGGUCAAAGAAGAUGUUGAAGUGAAGAGAUCUUGGCGGCUGAAUGAGAGGCAUUAUGGCGAUCUUACCGGCCAAAACAAAGUGGUCGCCGUGGCAAAAUACGGAGCCGACCAAGUCAAACUCUGGCGCCGAUCAUACGACGUAGCUCCUCCACCAAUCAGCCAAAGCAAUCCAUACUACACUCAAAUUCAACAGAACAAAGUCUUCGUCGAUGUCCCAAAAGAAGAAUUUCCAACAUCUGAAAGUCUCAAAAUGACAACCGAUCGCUCCUGGCCAGCCAUCAAAUCUGGAAAGACGGUUCUUUUAGCCGCGCAUGGAAACUUACUCCGAGGACUGAUCAAGAAUAUCGACAACGUUUCUGAGGAAGACAUCAUCAAUCUCAAUCUCCCAACAGGCAUCCCCUUCAUCUACGAAUUCGACAAAGACAUGAAGCCGACGAAAUCUCUAGAAUUCAUAAGCGACGAGAAAAUCGUCAAAACCGGCCUUGAAAAAGUCAAAGAUCAGACAACCAAAACUUAUGUUCGCUAA
Messenger RNA from Oikopleura dioica, 756 nucleotides. Lineage: Eukaryota; Metazoa; Chordata; Appendicularia; Copelata; Oikopleuridae. The record is from the annotation of a GenBank genome assembly.